This is a messenger RNA of Micropterus dolomieu (smallmouth bass), 402 nucleotides long. RefSeq names its product transmembrane immune signaling adaptor TYROBP. The coding region runs from base 46 to 372 and encodes 108 amino acids. The transcript has 5 exons. Lineage: Eukaryota; Metazoa; Chordata; Actinopteri; Centrarchiformes; Centrarchidae. Gene Ontology annotation, molecular function: signaling receptor binding. Gene Ontology annotation, cellular component: cell surface. Gene Ontology annotation, biological process: negative regulation of B cell proliferation; positive regulation of macrophage fusion; negative regulation of transforming growth factor beta1 production. The record is from RefSeq and is a predicted model, not a curated record.
CUCUCUUUCUCAUUUCCUCCUUUACAAGAAACCAACAUCAAGAAGAUGUCUGACGGUCUUUGCAUUGUGGGUUCAUUGUUUGGAUCUGCAGAAGGACAGCAAGAGUGUGGUUCCUGUUAUGUUAUAAAUAUGGGGUCCAUAAUGGGCAUUAUUGCCUCUGAUAUUAUCUUGACUAUCCUUAUCACCAUUUCUGUUUUCUGCUUCGCAACUCACCAUAAGAGAAAGAGGGAAUGGGAAUCUCGUGAUGGAAAAAGAAAUCCACCAUUGUCAAUAUCAAAGAAAAUGGCAACAGAGGUCGUAGAAUCCCCCUACCAGGAGUUACAUGGAGUCCAGUCAGAUGUGUACAGUGAGCUUCGGCACUUUAGGAAAUGAAACAAAGGAACUAUAAAAAUCCCAACAAUG